Messenger RNA from Coffea eugenioides, 309 nucleotides. RefSeq names its product glycine-rich protein-like. The transcript has 2 exons. The record is from RefSeq and is a predicted model, not a curated record. The coding region runs from base 1 to 309 and encodes 102 amino acids. Lineage: Eukaryota; Viridiplantae; Streptophyta; Magnoliopsida; Gentianales; Rubiaceae.
AUGGGUUCCAAGGCAAUUCUCUUCCUAUGCCUUUUGGUGGUAGUUCUGAUGAUUGCUUCAGAGGUGACAGCCAGGGAUUUGGCCGAAAAUUCCAAUGCUGCAGAGAAGAGUACUAAUGGCCUGGAAGAAUCCAAAUACCCUGGUGGUGGAUAUGGAGGGUACCCUGGAGGUGGAUAUGGGGGUUACCCAGAUGGUGGUUAUGGUGGCGGUCGUGGUGGUUAUGGUGGUGGUGGCCGUGGUGGCAGAUGCCGCUAUGGUUGCUGUGGCCCGAGGUUAUUAUGGGUGCAGGUGCUGUACAUUUGCUGGUGA